This is a messenger RNA of Hipposideros armiger (great roundleaf bat), 2382 nucleotides long. RefSeq names its product actin-85C-like. The transcript is spliced from 10 exons. Bases 135 to 1328 code for a protein of 397 amino acids. The record is from RefSeq and is a predicted model, not a curated record. NCBI's taxonomy places the organism in Eukaryota, Metazoa, Chordata, Mammalia, Chiroptera, Hipposideridae.
AACCAUUGACAUCUGCCAUGACCACUUCGGGUGGUACUUGGGCUGGGGGGACUGCGUCUGGCUGCCGUACCUCUACACGUUACAGGAAGAGAAAAUGUCACUGAGCAAGACCACCAAUUGCUGAAUAAUCACCAAUGCCCUUGAGACUCAGGCCACAGCUGCCUCAUCUCCUCCCAGGGCCGCAGAGCCCUGACCCGGCCACACACAGCGCCAUGAGCAUGCCCCUCGUCUGCGACUACGGCUCCGGCUUCUCCAAGGUGGGCUUCUCAGGAAUGGACGCGCCCGUGGCCAUGUUCCCGACCAUCCUCGGGAAACUUCGGCAUGAUAACCCGCUGGUGGGGCUGGAAGAGGAAGACUGGUUCAUCGGGGAGGAGGCUCAGGAAGGACGAGCGAAGCUCAGCCUGCAGUCCCCCAUCUCUCGGGCCACCGUUACCAACUGGGACAGCAUGGAGAAGAUCUGGCAUCACUCCUUCUACCAGCUGCUCCACGUGGCCCCAGAGCAGCACCCUCUGAUGCUCACAGAACCACCUUUAAACAGCAUAUCCAACAAAGAGAAAGUGUCGCAGAUCCUGUUUGAGACCUUCAACGUGCCUGCCCUGUAUUUAGCCAACCAAGGAGUCCUGUCUCUCUAUGCCUCGGGCCUAACGACUGGAACAACCAUCGAAUCUGGAGAAGGAAUGACAUACUUCGUGCCCAUCACUGAUGGCUGUCCUCUGCACCAGUCGACCAUGAAGAUGGACAUGGCAGGCCAAGAUAUAACCUUGUACCUCCUGCAACUCCUGUCAAAAAGGGGGCACUCGUUUACGGGCACAGGUGACCGGGAGUACAUCCGGGACAUGAAAGAGAAAUGUUGCUAUGUGGCUUUGGACUUUGACAAGGAAAAAAUAGAAGCCCAUUCACCUUCUUCCACACAGAAAUAUCAGCUGCCUGAUGGCCGGGAGAUCGACAUUGGGCCAGAGAGUUUCUUCUGUCCCGAAGUGCUUUUCCAGACAGACCUCAUAGGGCGACACAGCCUGGGUAUCCACAUGACCGCCUUCCGCAGCAUCAGCUCCUGCAGCCCCGCCCUCUGGAAGAGCCUCUUUGGCCACGUGGUGUUUUCCGGAGGCACAGGCUCCUGCUUAGGCCUGAGGUUCCGGAUGCAGAGAGAGCUCUCAACACUGGUGUCCCCCACCAUUCACGUGAGGGUGUCCACCUGUCCCUACUCUGUAUACGGCGCCUGGGCAGGCGGUUCCAUCCUGUGCUCACUCUCUACCUUCAAAGACAUGUGGGUCACCAGCAAGGAGUAUGAGGACAUUGGUUCUGCCGCCAUCAGUAGGAGAGCUUUCUGAUUUGUGGCUUUCUGGACCCUGUCACCUGUCCCAUCAGCGCCAAUUCUGGGCUGAGCCUUGGCUGAAUCCAUCAGAGCUUAGACCCAACUCAAACGUGAGGCUGGCUUUUCCAACUCCAGACGUCAAUAAAAAGGGUCACUAAAGGCCUGCUGCAUCUUGGGGAAUGCUCACAGGGCGCUCACCACAUUAAUGCAGAGUCAUGAAGGGGAGGGGAUUUCUGGUGCCCCCGGUGUAUCAGUCAGGGUGGCUAAGCUGUGCUGCAGUGACAAACAUCUCCCAAAUCUCAGUGCCAUAAAAUGAGUCUAUUUCUCACUCACGCAGCAUGUCCACGGAAGGUCAGCAGGGGCUGUCUCCUGCAUUGUCCUCACUCCAGAACCUGGCUGACGGAGCAGACACCAUCUAAAACAUUGUCAUUCAUGGUGGGUGACCAUCAGAGUGCCACUGUGGCCCUUUAUUGGUCAUAAAAUGCUCCAGCCCAGGAGGGACACACGACACAUCAGCUCACAAUUAAGUGUCUAGAACAAGUCACAUGUCCCCAAACAAGCACGAGGGGCCAGGAGGGGCCAUCCUGCCAUAGACCUGGCAGACCCCUCUGGUAGGAAGGGCACAGAUGCUCUGGGUCCGUGGGGCCACAGUCAGGGCGCGUCCAGCGUGCACACGAUCAAGGGACAUUCCUCCCAUCCUGAACCGAAUUUGAUCCUCCUGACGUUCCUGCAAGAUGGCUUUUAUUAAAAGCGGUUUCAUGAUGCAGGGACUGGAGCUAGGAGAAGUUAAUUAACUUAAUCAAGGCCAUUUGGGCCUUGACGGAGUUUAAAUGUGUAGAUAACACCUACAGGACACAGGAAGGCAGGAACCAUGGACAUCAGAGCAGCCGUCCCCAGGACCACCGAGGGCUGGACGGAGCUACUGGAGAGCCCGACAGGCACGCUGCCUGAUGAGGGUGCGGGACGCGAGAGACAAGGAAUACAUCCUGUUAGAGAUGGUGACAGGAAACAGCACAGACAGCGCGCCUAGACAAGUGUGACUUUAGAAAUACAGCCAGGGGCCGGCCGAG